Molecule: messenger RNA, 7651 nt
Organism: Melospiza melodia melodia
Lineage: Eukaryota; Metazoa; Chordata; Aves; Passeriformes; Passerellidae
Gene: ITGA11
Product: integrin subunit alpha 11
Exons: 30
Coding region: 3012-6575 (1187 amino acids)
Biological process (GO): cell adhesion mediated by integrin; integrin-mediated signaling pathway; cell-cell adhesion
Cellular component (GO): integrin complex; external side of plasma membrane
Molecular function (GO): integrin binding
Source: RefSeq, a predicted model, not a curated record
UCCACGAAAAGGGAAUUCACGGCUGCCCCAUUCCCGUCUGCCGGGGAAAAGCUGGAUUUGGAAACUCUGGGAUCUGGUGGCAGCUCGGAAAACAGCCGGAGGGGAGCAUGGAAAAGGCUCCUGGCAGGAAUCCUGUUGGAAGCCAGCCCAGGGAACUGAAGGAGCGUUUUCCAUGCCUGGAUCCGAUGUUUGAUGGAUGAGUUUGGCACUUGGCUCCACCGGGAAUUUUAAAGGCAAACCCGACACCUUUGGCUCAGCUCCUGGCUUUCCCCUCGCUCCAGGAGCAUUCCCAAAUUUCCUUGGGAUGACAGGGAGGGGAUCAGGACCCCCCAGUGCCCCCCACUGAGCCAAGGAUCCCCACAAUUCCCAGGAAUGGGAGCAGGGCUUGGAAAGGGCCGUGAUGGGAGCUCCUCAUUCCCACCAGAAUUCCCAAGAUUUCCAGCCCCUAUCAUCCAGUCCUGCCCAAUUUUCCAGGAGCUAUCCUGGAAUUCUGGGGGCUGAUCCCAAGAUCACCACAGCAUUUGGGGGCAGAUCCCAGGAUCCAUUCCAACAUUUUGGGGGGCUCUGAUCCCAGGAUCCAUCCCAGAAUUUUGGGAGAUCUGAAUCCAGGAUCCACACCACAAGUUUUGGGAAGUUGAUCCCGGGAUCCAUCCCAGAAUUUGGGAGGCUGAUCCCUGGAUUCACCCCAGCAUUUUGAGGGUGGAAUCCUGAGAUCCAUCCCAACAUUUUAGGGGAGCUACAUCCAGAAUCCUUCCCAGAAUUUUGGGAGCAGAUCCCAGGACUCACCCCAGAAUUUUGGGGAGCAGAUCCAAGGAUCCAUCCCAGAAUUUUGGGAGGAUAAUCCAAGGAUCCAUCCCAGUAUCUGGGGUGGGGCUGAUCCCUGUUUUCCUGUGUGGAAGAGACUGGAAUUCUUCUUCCCUGUUUUCCUGGCUCUGGGAAGAGCUGAUGCUGUGGGAGAGGCUGGAAUUCUGCUUCCAACUUUUUUUUUUGGAGCAAUUCUCCGGAGCUCUGAGCUCAGCGGAGCUGCUGGAUCGGGAAUGAGGGAUCCACGUGCUCCAGCUUGGAGCUGCUCCCGGGUAUCCAGAGGGACAAAUCCCAAUCCCAAAUCCAGCUCUGGAGUGGGGUUUGCUGUUCCUGAGCAUCCAUCUUUCCCUGGGUAGUGGGGAAAUCCUCUGGAAUGGGAUAAAAUCCCUGCAUUCCCCCCCUCCCCUGCUCCUCCUGCGCUGAAAUCUGGGAAUUUGGGGAUUUGUUGUCAUUCCCAGCCUGUGUUUACAUUCCUGGUUUCCAGGCUGGUUCUUCCCAAACUCCCGAGGCAGCUGCAUCCAAGGCCAGAUGCCUCCCACAGGUCGGGAACAGCUGGAGCCUGGAAAAAUCCGGAAAACCUCCUGGGAUGAUCCCAAAAAACAGGGAAGGAAGGUCAGGAUGGAAGCACAAAGUCCUGUGGGAUUUGGGGGAGCUGGGAUUUGGAUCCAGGGAUUUGUGGGUGCCAUUCCCGCCCAUGGAGAGGGAUUGGAAUGGGAUGACCUCCCCAUUCCAUGGUUCCAUGAGGAAUUCCUGCUAUCCAGAGGUUUUUCCAGAUAAACAAAAGCUUUCCCUGGAUCCAGGGGUCAGCUGGGAGCACACGGCCAGAGCAGCCUCCUCCUCCAGGGUUUCUGAGGAGUCAUCCAAGGAUUUUAAUCUGGGAAAAACACGGGAUCUUCCCUUUGGGAAUGGCUGAUGUCAUUCCCAGGUCUGCAUCCAGCUGAACUCGCUCCCUGGGAUGAAACAUUCCCUGUUUUCUCCUCCCUUCUCCCAGUUUUUUUAUUUUCCCCCAGUUUUCCCCCCACUCUCUCCCGAAUUCUCCCCUGUCUCUCCCAGGUUUUUUCCUCCCUUUCUUCUCAGUUUUUCCAUUAUUUUCUUCCCGGCUUCCGCUCACUUUUCUUCCCAGGUUUUUACCCCCUUUUUUCCCAGUUUUCUCCCCUCUUUUCCCAGAGGAGGUGACACCUGGGCACCUCGAAACCCUUCCCAUCCCUGUGGGAUCCACCAGGAGAGGCCACGGGAAGCUGGGAGGCUGAUCCCUGGAUUCACUCCAGGGAAAUUUUGGGGGGGAAAUCCCAAUAUCCAUCCCAACAUUUUAGGGGAGCUACAUCCAGAAUUCUUCCUAGGAUUUUGGGAGCAGAUCCCAGCACUCACCCCAGAAUUCUGGGGAGCAGAUCCAAGGAUCCAUGCCAGCGUUUUGGGAGGGUAAUCCUGGGAUCCAUCACAACCCCUAUUGCAGGUGGGCAUUCCCAGCUGGCACAGUCCUGAUUCCUGACUGGCACCGCCAAUUGUAGGUAGGAAUCCUGGCUGGCACAGCUGAUUCCAGAUCGGAAUUCCUGGCUGGCACAGCUGAUUCCAAGUUGCAAUUCCAGGUUGGCAGAGCAGAUUCCAGGCUGGAAUUCUCGGCUGGCACAGCCCCAAUUCCAGAACAGAAUUCUUGGCUGGCACAGCCCCGAAUCCAGGUUGCAAUUCCAGGCUGGCACAGCUGAUUCCAGGCUGGAAUUACUGACUGGCACAGCUGAUUCCAGGUAGAAUUCCCGACUGGCACAGCUGAUUCCAAGUGGAAAUUCCCGGCUGGAAUCCGCCCUAAAGGGUGGCACGGCCUGGAGGAUGCUGUCCCCAUUCCCAUCCUUUCCUGCUGCGCCUCAUCCCAGGAUUCUAGGUGGGAAUUCCCAACUGGCACAGCCCCGAUUCCAGAAUACAAUUCCCGGCUGGCACAGCUGAUUCCAAGCUGAAAUCCCCGGUUGGCACAGCCGAUUCCAGGCUGGAAUUCCCACCUGGGCUCCGCUCCCUAAAGGGUGUCCCGGCUGGAAAGGGCCGUCCCCAUCGCCAUCCCUCCCCUCCUCCCCGUUCCCCGGUCCCUCCCACUCCCUCCCAGCGCUCUCCCGCUGUCAGGGAGCCGGGAAAAGUUUGGGAUAAGGGACGGGAUCUGGGCUCGGAGCUCCCAGUCCCGCCGAUGCUCGGCAGCGGGGAUUGCGGCAGCCGGCGAUUCCAUGGAUAUUCCCAGCGGGAUUCUCCUGGCCUGCUCCCUCUGCCUCCUGCCCGGAUUUGGGAAUUCCUUCAACAUCGACACCAAGAGGCCCCAGAUCAUCGCGGGAUCCAGGGAAUCUUUUUUUGGAUACACGGUGCAGCAGCACGACAUCGGCGGCAAGAAAUGGCUGGUGGUGGGAGCUCCGUACGAAUCCAACGGGCAGCAGAAAACCGGAGACGUCUACAAGUGUCCAGUGCUGAGUGACAACCACGGAAACUGCACCAAGCUCAACCUGGGGCGGGUGACGCUGUCCAACGUGUCGGAGCGCAAGGACAACAUGCGCCUGGGCCUGAGCCUGGCCACCAACCCCAGGGACAGCAGCUUCCUGGCCUGCAGCCCCCUGUGGUCCCACGAGUGUGGCAGCUCCUACUACACCACGGGAAUGUGUUCCCGCGUCAACUCCAACUUCCGAUUCUCCAGGACCGUGGCUCCAGCUCUGCAGAGAUGCCAGACCUACAUGGACAUCAUCAUCGUUCUGGAUGGAUCCAACAGCAUUUAUCCGUGGGUUGAGGUCCAGCACUUCCUGAUAAAUAUCCUGAAAAAGUUUUACAUUGGUCCUGGACAGAUCCAGGUGGGAGUUGUGCAGUACGGAGAGGACGUGGUCCAUGAGUUCCAUCUGAACGACUACAGGUCCGUGCAGGACGUGGUGGCGGCCGCCAGCCACAUCGAGCAGCGCGGCGGCACCGAGACCAGGACUGCCUACGGCAUCGAGUUCGCUCGCUCGGAAGCGUUUCGGAAAGGUGGCCGGAAAGGGGCAAAGCGAGUAAUGAUUGUCAUCACAGAUGGAGAGUCCCACGACAGCCCAGACCUGGAGAAGGUGAUCGAGGACAGCGAGAGGGACAACGUCACCAGAUACGCGGUGGCGGUCCUGGGUUAUUACAACAGGAGAGGAAUCAACCCCGAGGCCUUUCUGAACGAGAUCAAGUUCAUCGCCAGCGACCCCGAUGACAAACACUUCUUCAACGUCACCGACGAGGCGGCCCUCAAGGACAUCGUGGAUGCCCUGGGAGAGAGGAUCUUCAGCCUGGAAGGAACCAACAAGAACGAGAUCUCCUUCGGACUGGAAAUGUCCCAGACUGGAUUUUCAUCCCACGUUGUGGAAGACGGGAUCCUGCUGGGAGCAGUGGGAGCCUACGACUGGAACGGAGCCGUCCUGAAGGAGACCAGCAGCGGGAAGGUCAUCCCUCUGCGGGAAUCCUACCUGCAGGAAUUCCCGGAGGAGCUGAAAAACCACGGGGCCUACUUAGGUUACACCGUCUCCUCCGUCGUCUCCACCAAGCACGAGCGGAUUUACGUGGCGGGAGCGCCGCGCUUCAACCACACGGGCAAGGUCAUCCUGUUCACCAUGCACAGCAACAGGAACCUCACCAUCCACCAGGCCCUCAAGGGAGAGCAGAUCGGCUCCUACUACGGCAGUGAGAUCAAUUCCCUGGACGUGAACGGCGACGGCGUCACCGACGUGCUGCUGGUGGGAGCGCCCAUGUUCUUCAGCGAGGGCCGGGAGAGGGGCAAGGUCUACGUGUACACCCUGCGCGGGAACCUCUUUGUUCCCAGCGGAGCCCUGGUGGACCUCCAGAGUUACCAGAAUUCCCGUUUUGGCUCCUGCAUCGCCGCCGUUCCUGACCUCAACCAGGACUCCUACAACGACCUGGUGGUCGGGGCUCCUCUGGAGGACGAGCACCAAGGAGCCAUUUACGUUUUCCUGGGAUUCCAGGAGACCAUCCUGAAGAAGUACAAGCAGCGGAUCGCGGCCGCCGACCUAGCCCCGGGCCUGAUGUAUUUUGGAUGCAGCAUCCACGGGCAGCUGGAUCUGAACGAGGACGGGCUCGUGGACCUGGCCGUGGGCUCGCUGGGGAGCGCCGUGGUGCUCUGGUCCCGCAGCGUGGUGCAGAUCAACGCCAGCCUCCGCUUCGAGCCCCCCAAGAUCAACAUCUUCACCAAGGACUGCAGGCGCAACGGGAAGGAGGCCACCUGCAUGAGGGCCUUCGUCUGCUUCACCGCCCUCUUCCUCUCCGCUCACUUCCAGACUGCCAGCGUGGGGCUCAGGUACAACACGACCAUCGACGAGCGCCGCUACUCGCCCCGGGCACACCUGGACGACGGCAGGGCGGCACCGCGGGCGCUGGUGCUGCCCGCCGGGCAGGAGCUCUGCCACACCCUGCCCUUCCACGUCCUGGACUCGGCGGAUUACGUGAAGCCAGUGACGUUCUCCAUCGACUACGAGCUGGAGCACCCCGAGCACGGCCCCAUGCUGGACGAUGGGUGGCCCACCUCCCUCAGGGUCUCUGUCCCCUUCUGGAAUGGCUGCAAUGAGGAUGAGCACUGUGUCCCCGACCUGGUGCUGGAUGCCAGGAGUGACAUUCCCAGUGCCAUGGAAUUCUGCCGGAGGGCGCUGCGCAGGGCGGACUGCUCGGCCUUCAGCCUCUCCUUCGACGCCUCCGUCUUCGUCAUCGAGAGCAGCAGGAGGAGGGUGGCCGUGGAAGCCACACUGGAAAACCGCGGGGAGAACGCCUACAGCACCGUCCUCAACAUCUCCUUCUCCAGGAACCUCCAGUUGGCCAGCCUCAUCCCCAGGGACGACAGCGACAUCAACAUCGACUGUGCCAGUGAUGACAGACACCCCACCAGGAGGGUGUGCAACAUCAGCUACCCCUUCUUCCGAGCCAAGGCCAAGGUCGCUUUCCGCCUGGAUUUUGAAUUCAGCAAGUCCGUCUUCCUGCAGAGCAUGGAGGUCUACAUGGUUGCCAGCAGUGACAGCGAGGAGAAGGAGAGCACCAAGGAGGACAACGUUGCCCACCUCAACUUCCAGCUCAAGUACGAGGCCGACCUGCUCUUCACCAGGACAUCAAGCCUGGACUAUUUUGAGAUCAGAUCCAACAAUUCCCUGGAUGCAUCCAACCCCAUCGGGCCCCCCUUCCACUGCACCUUCACGCUGCAGAACCUGGGAUUCUUCCCGGUGCAAGGGGUGACCCUCAAGAUCACCGUGCCCGUGGCCACCCGGGCGGGCAACCGGCUCCUGCUGCCCACGGAGUUCCGGGCAGACCAGGAAAACACGACCUGCAGCAUCUGGGGGAACACCACUGACUACCGGAGAACCCCGGCGGAGGAGGACCUGUCCCGCACCCCACACCUGAACCACAGCAACUCCGACGUGGUUUCCAUCGACUGCGAGGUGAAAUUGGCCCCCAACGAGGAGCUGAACCUGCACCUGCGUGGGAAUCUGUGGAUGAAGUCUCUGAAAGCACUGAAGUUCAAGGCACUGAAGCUCACCACGAUCGCCGCGCUCCAGCGGCGCUUCCGGAGCCCCUUCGUUUUCCGGGAGGAGGAUCCCAGCCGCCAGGUCACCUUUGAGAUCUCCAAGCCCGAGGAAUCGCAGAUUCCCAUCUGGAUCAUCCUUGGGAGCACCUUCGGAGGUCUCCUGCUCCUGGCCCUGCUGGUCCUGGCGCUCUGGAAGCUCGGGUUCUUCAAGAGCGGGAGCCGCCGGCGCGCGGCCGAGCGGGAGCAGAAUUCCCACGGGAUGGAGUGACUCUGCCGGGGCCAGGAGCCCCCUCCCAGCUCCGGAGACUCCCAAGACCCCGAGGGAUUUGGGGGCUGAGCUUGGCUUUGCAGCAGGAUGAGAGAACAGCACUUAAAAGCCAUAAAAAAAACCCUCAAACCAACUGCAAAUUCCCCAGAAAACUCGUCGGAUGUGAUUUCGACUGGGAUUCCAUAAAAAAAAAAACCCUCAAACCAAUGGAAAAUGCCCCAAAAUUCACCUCAGAGGUGCUUCUAACUGGGGUUCCAUUAAAAACACCACAAACCAACCAAAAAGGUCCCAAAAAAACAUCCUCAGAGGUGCUUUCAACUGGGAUUCCAUAAAAAAAAAGCCUCAAAUCAACCAAAAAUUCCCCAAAAAUCUCCUCGGAAGUGCUUCCACCUGGGAUUUCACCAAGGUGGCAGCAGUGGGGACGAGGGGACACCGACGCGAGGGGUCCCUGAUGUGGAGCUGGAAAACUCCUUAAAAUAAAAAUAUUAUCCCAAAGAAUCCCCCAUGGAUUGCUCCUUCCCGUGGCGGAGCUGUCGCAGAUCCCGGGCUCUGCUGGCCGCAGCUCUCAAACUGCCUUCGUUAACAGGAGUAAUUAAGCAGAGGCGUUAAUUAGUCUGAAUGCACUGAAUGAAAUUCUUGUGAUUUCAAGCACCUUAAAUGCCAAAUCUCCCGUGUCCAGCUGUACAUAAUUCUUCUAAAAACAGGAAGGAAAGGAGGGGGGGAAAUAUUAAAAAUCCCGCCCAAAAAAAAAAAAAAAACAAAAAAAGCAAACCACAAACUUAGAAAUAAUUUUGAAAAAUUUUAAAAUCAUGUAAAGCAUUAAUUAAAAAGCAGUUUGAUGAGUUUUGUCCCAGCAGAGCAGUUAGGGGAGCCCACGUGUAUCAUACCUGUACAUAGCUGGUGCCAUGGAAAUCAUGGAAUUUUAAGGGCAGGAAUGCCCUUGGCAUAGCAGAAUUAUUUAUGCUAAUAUUAAUUUUAUGGAGAAGAGGGAAGAGGAUUUUUCUGGAUGCAGGGUGAGGUUCGGGACAUAGUGUUCCUGGUAUUUUUUAAGGAUUAAAAAUAUGGUAUUUUAAAAA